Messenger RNA from Dipodomys spectabilis (banner-tailed kangaroo rat), 6542 nucleotides. RefSeq names its product protein phosphatase 2 regulatory subunit B'epsilon (gene Ppp2r5e). Gene Ontology annotation, cellular component: protein phosphatase type 2A complex; nucleus; cytosol. The coding region runs from base 656 to 2059 and encodes 467 amino acids. The transcript is spliced from 14 exons. Gene Ontology annotation, biological process: protein dephosphorylation; signal transduction. Gene Ontology annotation, molecular function: protein phosphatase activator activity. The record is from RefSeq and is a predicted model, not a curated record. Lineage: Eukaryota; Metazoa; Chordata; Mammalia; Rodentia; Heteromyidae.
GGGCGCUGCGGGACCGGAGGUUUGGUUGCGUGUGUGCCAUGGACUCAGCCGCCCGGUGAUAUUGACAAUAGGAGAGAGAAAGGGGCAUUCACGGGGACCCGCGGCGGGUAGCGAACGGCGGCUCUGGCAGCGGCGGCUCCGGCUUCAGCGGCUCUUCCUGCUCCUCCUCCCGACUCUUCCGCCGGCCGCGGCUGCUGCAGGUCCCGUCUUCCUCCCUCCCUCCCCCCCUCCCCACCUCGCCGCCGCCGCCGCCGCCGCCGCCGCCGCCGGGUCCGGGGUAACGAGCUGAGGCGCCGCCCGCCGGGAAUGUGAGCGAGGAGCCGCCGGCGGAGCCGCAACGGGGUCAGUGCCGAUUUGAUGGGCCGGGCCCGCGGGGGAGGAUCGUGAGGCCGCUGCCGUCGCCGCCGCCGCCGGAACGCUCAGGAUCGGGUCCGGCCCGAGAGGCCUAGAGGCGCCGCCGCCGCCGCCGCUGCCGCGGAACCGGAGAGACGCCGCACCGGACAGCCAUCGCCCCGGGCUCCCCGCCGCCGCCCGGACCUCCCCCCGCACGUCCCGGCCCCGCCGCCCGCCCCCGCCGCGGCCCCCUCGCCCGUCCUCCGCCCCUCGAAACCACAGAUCGUCUCUGGAUUCUUCCCCACGAGCUUCAAGUAGGGAUAUGUCCUCAGCACCAACUACUCCUCCAUCAGUGGAUAAAGUAGACGGAUUUUCUCGGAAGUCCGUCAGAAAAGCCAGACAGAAGAGGUCGCAAAGUUCCUCCCAGUUUAGGUCUCAGGGCAAGCCUAUUGAGUUAACACCUCUGCCGCUGCUCAAAGACGUUCCAACCUCAGAGCAGCCUGAACUGUUCCUAAAGAAACUUCAGCAGUGCUGUGUCAUUUUUGACUUCAUGGACACGCUAUCUGAUCUUAAAAUGAAAGAAUACAAGCGCUCCACUCUUAAUGAACUGGUGGACUACAUUACAAUAAGCAGAGGCUGUUUGACAGAGCAGACUUACCCUGAAGUAGUUAGAAUGGUAUCUUGCAAUAUAUUCAGAACUCUCCCUCCUAGUGACAGCAAUGAAUUUGAUCCUGAAGAAGAUGAACCUACCCUUGAGGCAUCAUGGCCACACCUACAGCUUGUAUAUGAAUUUUUCAUACGAUUUUUGGAAAGCCAAGAAUUCCAACCCAGCAUUGCCAAAAAAUACAUAGACCAGAAAUUUGUAUUACAGCUUCUGGAGCUAUUUGACAGUGAAGACCCUCGGGAACGGGACUACUUAAAAACAGUCUUGCACAGAAUUUAUGGCAAGUUUCUUGGUCUUAGAGCAUUUAUCCGAAAACAGAUUAACAAUAUUUUUCUAAGGUUUGUUUAUGAAACUGAACACUUCAAUGGUGUAGCUGAACUGCUGGAAAUAUUAGGAAGUAUUAUCAAUGGCUUUGCUUUACCCCUUAAGGCAGAACACAAACAGUUUCUGGUGAAAGUGCUGAUCCCUUUACAUACCGUCAGAAGCUUGUCACUCUUCCAUGCCCAGUUGGCGUAUUGUAUAGUACAAUUUCUGGAAAAAGACCCUUCACUCACUGAACCAGUUAUUAGGGGGUUAAUGAAAUUUUGGCCUAAAACAUGCAGUCAAAAAGAGGUCAUGUUCCUUGGGGAACUCGAAGAAAUUUUGGAUGUGAUUGAACCUUCACAAUUUGUUAAAAUUCAAGAACCUUUAUUUAAACAGAUUGCCAAGUGUGUAUCUAGCCCCCAUUUUCAGGUGGCAGAAAGGGCCCUCUAUUAUUGGAAUAAUGAAUACAUUAUGAGUUUGAUAGAAGAAAACUCUAACGUUAUCCUUCCCAUCAUGUUUUCCAGUCUUUAUAGGAUUUCAAAAGAACAUUGGAAUCCGGCUAUUGUGGCGUUAGUGUACAAUGUAUUGAAAGCGUUUAUGGAAAUGAACAGCACCAUGUUUGAUGAGCUGACAGCCACAUACAAGUCAGAUCGUCAGCGUGAAAAAAAGAAAGAAAAAGAACGUGAAGAAUUAUGGAAGAAAUUGGAGGAUCUAGAGUUAAAGAGAGGUCUUAGACGUGAUGGGAUAAUUCCAACUUAACAGAAACACGACAGCAACAUGACUAACCUGUGGAGUCACACAUUUAUGUAGUAGAAGAUGGAGCAACAGUUUUCUGUAUUGUGCAACUUUACAGUAGAUUUCACAUUUGUUUCAUUAUUACAACAGCACUGUAUAUACCUGUCUUUAAGUAAAGGAAAAAAAAUAAGGACUUCAAUCCAAAGUUUGGACAGUAGAUGGACUUCUCAGAACUUUGCAAACAUAAUCAUUGUUCUAACCCUCUUAAAAAAAAAAAAGUGGUCUUCAAAGAUCUGUUGAUGAAAUUGCUAUGUUUAAAUUCCAUUAUCAGGAGUUCUUAUUUAUCACUAGCAGAGAGUAUGAUACAAUUUUCAAAUGUGAACAAUCUUAAAUUUAGCUUAUCUUUCUGCUAAGCUGUUAAAUGUAUUUAUAGUAAAGGAAGAAAAAGAUUGUCAUUUCCUUAUAAGUCUGUGUAACAUCCUCCUUUGGAUAACUUGAUGAAAUUUGACAUCUUUUCCUUUUGCACAUCUUCAUGAGUUGAAUGUCCACAUAGAAUGGGGCUGUGAAUUACCAAAGCCCCUCAGGAAAGUUUUGUCUACUGGGGUGAACAUCUUUCCAGUAACCAGGUAGUCCUGGCACUCCUUUAGUUUUCAAAUUAGGAGUAAAAUAAGAGGAGAGGUGAUAAACAUAGUAGGGAAGGGAAUUUUGGAUUCAUACUUGAGUCGAAUGGAGGAUCCAAAUCAAUGUCUUGAAUCCUUUGAAAACAGGCACUGGGACACCACAGGCUUCAGUGCCUGACCAGUAUUAGUUGCAUCCAUCCUUGAGCAUACAUACCAGAGACGGUGUAGAAAUGUCACAACAUCCUUUUGGACCAUACAAUAAAAGAAAAACAAACACUAAACAACACACAACCAUGAAAUUGAUUGCCAGGAAUGUGAAUUGAAUUGGGAUAAGAGUUGAGCAAACAGCUUGGACUGUUUGGAGUUGUUGCCUUACUUUUUAAUAUGUAUUUAUAAAGUAUUCCAGCAAAAGAGGAUGUAGCCUCUGGGGGGAAAAAAAACCCACGUUACAGUGUUUUUUGUAGAUUCUCAUUCUAUAUAUCAUCACCGCGCCAGCCAGCCCUGUUUUUAGCCAGAAAGGAUUCAGGAUACACAUUAUGCAUCUUCAAUUGGAUGCAUAUUCCUAACUACUGUAUUUGUUACCAAAAGUGGUUCUACAAAUGCUACUGAAAAAAAAUCUGGAAAUUCCUAAUGUCCUGAGUAUUAAUAAUAAAGUUUAAAAGUGCUUUUAUAUCAAAGGUGCAUCGUGACCAAAUUGUUUAAGAAAAACACAGUUGUUUCAGAAACAAGAUCUAGGGCUGUAUUGUAGAUAGAUCUUCUUGGCUUUCUGCUUUGGUAUUAGGAGAGGAAUCUUAUACCUUGGGUAGGUAAGCUGCUGUAAGACUAAAGUACAGUAUGGACUUACCCAACGUGGUUCCAUGACUAUGUACAGAGAGCUGUGUGCUUUGGCCUUGUCUUCAGGAUGCUUUUGCUUGUGGUGGACGUGGCAGCAGUGGGUUGAUUUCCUCAGCUGUCACUUCCAGCCAUGCUCAUCGAAUGAGCUGAUUCCUGUUCAUAUGUUGAAUUGUGGUAGUAGCAAACGUGAACAUAUGAACUAUUGUUGCUUUAAAUAGACAAGUAUUAUAAAUACGGGCUUGUAUGUUUUAUUCCAGCCAUUUAACUAUUGAGUAGAAUAUAUAGUUUUAUUAUUUCCAAGGAAAAGAGGGGGAAAGCCACUGACCUCUUACCCCUCCAUAACUCUGUAAAAAAAAGAAAAAGAAAAAAAGACAGAAACAAAACUUGGCAUGGUUAAUUCCCCAAGAGAAACUGCAGUAAAAAAGUGAUACGCAAUUAAUAUAAUGACUAGAUUUUUUUUUCCCCUCUAAAAAGAACAUUAAUAGUGAUCAAUGUAAUCAGUGUAGGCAGAGGAGCAGAGGUGUAAGAUAAGAAUAGAUUUAUUUACAAUGAUUAAUAAAUCUCUGAAACUUGAAAAAAAUAGAUUUACCACAUCUCCUUUAGUCCCUUUGAUUUUUAACACUUUAGUUUUGACUGCAUUAUGUUUUCUUUCUGAUAGCAUAAACUUUUGUUUGCCACAAAGUCAUCUUCACAUAGAAGACAUUAAAAUCACAGGAUUAUGGAAGCCUAUUGGAAAUCAAUGCAGUCGUUUAAAAGGAGAAAGGCAGGAUCCCCCUUUGCAGCUUACCUGUCCUCAGAGUUAAGCCCUGAUGCCAGACCUGGAUAUUAAUCAUUCCAAAUGGAAAGGAAUAAAGCCAAGUUUUAGACAUAGUUAAAGAAGCAGAUAGAAGUAUCUGUCAUCUAAAACUCACAGGCCACUUCUGAGAAGAAACUUUGUCUUUUUGAACCUGAAAGUGACAAUGUGACAUUCGUCAUGUUGUGUGCGGUGCCGUGGAGUAGCGGAGGUAAAGUGACUGUUGCACUAUAUGACAUCCGUAAGGACGUACUGGCUGCGUUUGCAGCAGCCCUGCCCCCUUGUCCCUUCCCACACAGUUCUGCUGUUGAUUGUGACAAAAAUGCAUCUUUUGUGUUUUAUUUUGUUGGCUUCAUAGUUUCCAGAACUAUAUAUAAAUAUAUUUUUUAAAUAGCAAAUAUUGUAGUUACUGAGUGAUGAUCACUCCACCUUGAUCCCUACCAUAUUGGUUUCAGGGAUAGGAUUAAGAGUGUCCUUGGAAGAAAGAAAAUACACAGAACCCUGUGGUUUAGGGUGAAGCAGAGGCUCAGGCUGUGGGCCUAGAACCACGUGUGUGUGAGGUACCCAUGUUCUAUGAAUCAAGCAUGCAUUCCUUUCUCUCAUCGUGCAGGUGUCCCCGGCUGUUCGCCCGCUGUGUUUAGUGUUUGUCCUGUUCGCCCUUCCUAACAUCUGAGUGGUUUUUGUUUUUUUUUUUUAAUUUUUAAUAAAAUAAGAGAAAAGAAAAAAAAAAUCAAGAAAUAAUGCCCUUGACAUAGCUGGAUACUCACAAGCAGGGUUAUGCUCCUUCCUCUGUCUUGGGCUCGUUUGCCUCAAUGGAAGAAUUUAAUUUACUUUGUACCUCAUUCUAAGUGGGGCAAUCCAGGGUGCAGAGCUAGGAAUUGCUGGUAAUGCACCUGCUGUCCUGAAAAAAAUGUAUAGCCCUAGGCUCAAAGGAAAGGAAUUUUUAAAAAGUAUAUUUAGAGCUUCAGAAGCUUAAAAAAAAUUUUUUUUGGGGGGGGACUGGGAUGUGGUGGACAAGGGAUAUGUGGAUGUUAGGAUGUUAUUGGCAUUUUUUUCAUGUCCCAGGGUUUUUCUUUUUUCCUGCCCCCCCCCCCCCCCCUUUCAUUUGGAUGCACUGGCUUAAUUAGUCCAGGAAGUGAAGACACAUGCUUUUUUGAUGCUGUUACCAUGUUACCACAAAAUAACAGUCACCUGUAACAAAAAAAAAAAAAAAAAGGUGGCACCAGACAUGAUCAGUGAUGUUUUAUUUGCACAUGAAUAUUUUUAUUUUUGUAUACUGGCUCAGCUGCUUCUCUUGAGUGGAGUUAAGAAAUGAGCCAUAAAGGAUUUUUUGUAAUAGGUAUAUUGGCAAUGCAUUUUAUAUUCCUCUAUAUUUAAUUUUGCAAUCCUGAAAGAGGGAUGGUGCAUUUUGAGAGAAAGUUUAGCAGACUUAGAUCUAGCUGUUAAUGUGUGCUGCUUCUGGUUCAUGUUGGCAGCAGUAGUAUCUCUCUUGGAAACAAACAUCCCAUAUUAAUGGUGUCUGUGAAUAAAGCUUUCCUUUUUUUCCAUCCCUCUCUACCCUCUCCUUUUCCUUCCCCUGUGUUUUUCUCAGACCCUCCUUAUUUUUUUUUUUUUGGAAAUCACUUAUUGUAAAUAAGUUGUAAUCCACACCUCAUGUAUCAAUGGGGAACUUUCAAAUAUAAAUAUUACCAAGACAUUUUUCUGGUUGUUGUCUUGAUUUUUGACUGGGUGUAAUGAGAAUACCAUGUCCGUUGCUUUUGGUUUGAGGAGUUCGCUUGCGCUUCAUCAGUCUUUUGCUAUUUUAGUAUUUCAUUGUCUUAGCAGGAGAGGGCAGCAACUGUUCACUUGUCUUGUUAGUGAUGCUGUGCUUCUUGGUUGGUUUCAAGCUUAGCUGUGAGAAUGUACAUGUGUCUCUUCAAACAGCAUCUGUUUAUGGAUAGAGGAAAAACGGAGACAUUUUUGAUAUGAAAAGUUGCAUAUGAAAAUGAAAGACUGGUCCAAGCAGACCAUGAAGACUUCUGAUCUCCCACCCUGUGGAAAUGGUACAAACGGAUCUUCUCGCACCGGCCAAAACACCACAGAAGGCGAGCUGAGUCUAAACCCUUGGAAUCUCAAAUGUUCUUUGGAAAUGGUUUACUUUCUUCAAAGUGGUAAUAGAAACCAACGUGAAGGUGCUCUCCCAAAGAAAUGUAAGCUUCCCUUUCACAUUGAGAGAGGUUCUGUACCUUGGGUGCGUCACAAUAAAGCAGAGUGAAGAGUU